AUGAGUGGAUUUACAAGACACGACUAUAUCAGCGAUGCCAGACCAGCUGAAUCCACAUCAUCUGUCAGCGGCCUGACCUCUUCCUCUAUUUGUCUGCCACCUUCGAUUCGCAUUGUCAUUGCCCGUGCUGCAGUGGGGUUGCCAGACGAAAUGGCGGCUAUUCACUAUCAACAACAACUGCUGUUUGAUAGUCAGAAUAUAUUGGGAUCUAUUUGAAUUAAAUUCACAAUGGACGUGGAGGAGAAUGAACGACUACCCCUUCUGGAUAUUGAAGUCAUGCGCACCAGAGAGACACUCAUGAGGAAACUUUACAGAAAGAAUUCGCAAGGUGACGAGAAAGGAACAAUUGGAAGCACAGAGAAGACGUCUUCA
Molecule: messenger RNA, 372 nt
Organism: Protopolystoma xenopodis
Lineage: Eukaryota; Metazoa; Platyhelminthes; Monogenea; Polystomatidea; Polystomatidae
Source: the annotation of a GenBank genome assembly